GCGAGACAUUAUCGAAGGUCAACAGAAUCGUCUAUCCGGUAAUAGAUCGCGUUGCCGCUGUGUUUCGUUUGCUUUGUGUGUAAGAGGAUAUGAAACGGAGUGUCUUCCUCCUCGCAGUUAGUGUCGCUUAGUUUCUCGAAAACACCAGACCACAGUCUCGACGAUGGGUUCGUUGCCGUUUCGCUCGUUGUUAUUCGCAAGCAUCGCGGUGUUCUUAAUUUUCGCAUACAUCGAAGAAGCUCAGGCGAAGCGAUUGACCAGGUGCGAAGCUGCUCGUCACCUGCAGAGGGGCGGAAUUUCGCGAUCAUUCAUCAGCAACUGGCUAUGCCUGAUGGAAACUGUGAGCAAUCUUCAGACUGACGUGGUCCUCGGACCUCAGCGGGGUUCCAUCUACACUUAUGGAAUAUUCCAAAUAAGCAGCAACGGAUGGUGCGCGAGAGGGCGACCUGGAGGAGUCUGCAAUAUGCGUUGCGAAAACCUUGUCAACGACGACAUUUCUGACGACAUCCAGUGUGCCAAGAAGAUAUACAACUCACAGGGAUGGAGUGCCUGGGAAGGAUGGACGAAGUCCUGCAAGAACAAAUCCCCGUCUCAGCUACCCAACUUCAUCAAUUGUCGGCGACGCUAAGCGUAUGCUUUCAUUCUUCGAGGUACAUAAAUGGCGACACUCCGUGACGCAGAGAAGUAGAAAGAAGUCUAGACCAGCAGAGUAUUUUCACCCCGCGUGAUUGUUCUUAUCCUAAUUAAAUUCGCUUCGUUCGUCAAUAUCAAUAUUUUUCGACCAUCGCUUUUGGCUUUCAUAGUCAGGAACACGGACGUCCAGGGCUCAGAGGAGAUCUUCGCAAGCGUGGAAGCUGCUGAUACGCCGGCUUCCUGCUUAUCCCAAGUCCUGGAGUAACUCAUACCGGAAAUGUAAUUACCGCUGACUAUCGUAGAGCUGAUUGGACGUAGCCGGUGUCGCGGAGGCCGUUCUACCAAUCACAUCUUCCGGGAUCAAUUGUACCCAGUCUGGUUGAUUUCCGCAGAUUUAUGUCAUACAAGAAUUGCGUAGAUGGCGAGGUGAACUCAGCUCUGAAAAAAAGAGAGAGAAUUCGAAAUCAUUCCUAAAUUACAAUUCGCAGAUUUUGUGUUUCGUAUAACGCAGUUCAUCGUUGCCUUGCACGUUCUGUAAUAUAAGUGAUUUUUCUUUGCAUUUUUAUUUUGAGUAAGUGAAUUACGUUUCGUGAAACUUGUUGAGUGCAAUCGGACGCAUCUCUGCUAAGAUAAAAUACAGUUUAAAUAUGUCGGAUACAUUUCCUGGUAGUUUCUUAUCUCUGUUUGACGGAGUGAAAAUAUUUCGAUAUUCGACAUUUACCGUCUUUUUUUAUAAUCCUAAAACAUCAGCCAGUUUGAUUUAAUAAUCAAUUAGGUACGUUAUUUUUGAAUCUCUUGAACGAAUAAUUACAAUUCAUUGACAUUAUACUCAACUCUCCACGUACCUAUAUAUAUUUCAUAAAUAUCGUAACUAUAUGGUAUUUUUUAGAAUAA
This is a messenger RNA of Diprion similis, 1527 nucleotides long. RefSeq names its product lysozyme-like. NCBI's taxonomy places the organism in Eukaryota, Metazoa, Arthropoda, Insecta, Hymenoptera, Diprionidae. Bases 164 to 628 code for a protein of 154 amino acids. Gene Ontology annotation, molecular function: lysozyme activity. The transcript has a single exon. The record is from RefSeq and is a predicted model, not a curated record.